UACCCUCCCCGAAUCCACCUGUUGAUUUAUAUCUUAUGAUGGGUUUUCCUAUGCAAUGCUCUUAGGGCUACCAAACGAACAGGUGGAAGUACAUCUCUACGACCUCUGUUAUGGAGAAAAUGGCGCCUCAAAGGAGAGUGUACAUAUCUCUCCCUAAAAACAACAGGACCGCUUUGGCCAAAAAGUGUAAACUGGAUCACGGGCUUGUCAUUAAGGAUCUCAGUACUAACAUAAAUGAAGGAUACCUACAAGCUUACUUCCGACAGUGGGGCAGCAUUACAGCAUGCACGAUCAAGAAGACUCCACAGGACUCUGACUCAAAGAGUGCCAGUGCGUUGGGAUACGUGAGUUUUUCCUCUGAGGAGGAAGCAGAUAUGGCAGACUGGGCGGGUCCUCACUAUAUAGGAGGCAUGGAAGUGGAGGCCAAGAGAGUUGUCAGUCUGAAGAUGGAUGACCCAGAAGGUUGAGGUCAUCCCAGCCAGGUCUAUCCACAGACGUGACCAUGGGUCUGUUCAUCAAUUGAGCAUCUUUGAGAAUGUAUCAGAGGCCGGAUGAUACUGUACCUACUUUAUUUUUAUUUUUUUAAGCAAUUUUGGAUGGGAUACAUGGAUUAUUUGUUGAAAAAUAAAUGUAGAUUAUAAUUUUUUUCUAUGAUUUGGUUUGAUUGUAACAA
Molecule: messenger RNA, 673 nt
Organism: Oncorhynchus masou masou (cherry salmon)
Lineage: Eukaryota; Metazoa; Chordata; Actinopteri; Salmoniformes; Salmonidae
Product: heterogeneous nuclear ribonucleoproteins A2/B1-like
Exons: 5
Coding region: 111-467 (118 amino acids)
Biological process (GO): mRNA splicing, via spliceosome
Cellular component (GO): catalytic step 2 spliceosome
Molecular function (GO): mRNA 3'-UTR binding
Source: RefSeq, a predicted model, not a curated record